This is a messenger RNA of Parasteatoda tepidariorum (common house spider), 2354 nucleotides long. It is a transcript of the gene Nthl1, whose product is annotated as Nth-like DNA glycosylase 1. The record is from RefSeq and is a predicted model, not a curated record. Gene Ontology annotation, cellular component: nucleus. NCBI's taxonomy places the organism in Eukaryota, Metazoa, Arthropoda, Arachnida, Araneae, Theridiidae. Gene Ontology annotation, molecular function: oxidized pyrimidine nucleobase lesion DNA N-glycosylase activity; DNA binding; 4 iron, 4 sulfur cluster binding. Gene Ontology annotation, biological process: base-excision repair; base-excision repair, AP site formation; nucleotide-excision repair.
GCUUUUUUUGAUAUUAUAUUAAACGUGGCUCCUAAAUAUUGCUCUAAUUCUUCAAUUGCUUUUAUUUUAUGUAAUUUUAUUUAAAUACAGUUUUACAGAAUUUCUGAAUACUUAUAUGGAAUUCAAAAUCAUUUCAAAUUGAGGCAGAUAACCUAAGUGCUUUUUUUGAUUUGAUUACAACACUAAAGGGUUAUUUACUCUUUGAGAAAGUGCCUACAGUUACCUAUUUAAAUUUCAUUGAAACUCGAAAUUUGUUCGAAGUAUUAAGACAAAGAAAGAAAAAAGUUUGUUGCUUGCUCUGAAAGGAAGAUUUAGCUUUUGAAGUACUAUAUUUAACAAGUAUUUCAGUUGGAAGAGAAUGCAAGAAUCUAAACAAAGGUAAUAUGAACUAGAUGCAAAGGUUCAUCCAAAGACUGUGUCAAAAUUCAUUGCUCAAGACUUCGAAAAAUUUUCCUUUUGUGAUGGAAGGCUCUAACAGAAGGAUCUUGAGAUCCAGAAUCCCUGCUAAAACUGAUACUGAAACUAUAGUUGAGAAAAAAACCCCAAAGAAAUCGACUGUUAAAACUCAGUCAACAAAGAAACCACUUUCUGAAAAAAUAAAGAAACAAAAGGAUAAAACCGUUGUAAAGAAAGAAACAAUCAAAUCAGAAUAUUUUGAAGACAAAGAAAAGCUAAUCAAAUCAGAAGUUCAAUCAGAGUACAAGGCCAAACUUAUUAAACCAGAAAUUCAAUCAGAUUAUGCAAGCAACACCACUAGAAAAAGAGUUGCCAUCACCACAGAAGAGGGUUGUUCUGUUAAACCAGAGAAGGCCAUUAAAAAGGAACCAGAAAGUGUCUCGGAUAUUGAGGAUGGAGUCUGGAAACCGGAAAACUGGAGACAAGUAUUAGAUAACAUUUUAAAAAUGCGUAAAAUGUAUGUUGCUCCUGUGGAUAGUUUAGGUUGCGAAGAAUGCCCUGAGGAAGGAGUACUGCCCGAAGUGUUUCGAUAUCAGACAUUAAUAUCUGUGAUGCUAUCAAGUCAGACACGAGACGAAGUUACAUUUGCAGCGAGCCAACGUCUCAUUGAGCAUGGAUUGACUGUUGAUAACAUUCUCAACACUCCGGAUGAAAAAAUUGGAGAACUUAUUUAUCCUGCUGGUUUUUGGAAGUCUAAAAUCAAAUUCAUAAAAAAUACUUCUCAAAUAUUGAAAGACAAAUACAAUGGAGAUAUCCCGAGGACAUUUAAAGAAUUGAUCAAGUUACCAGGUGUUGGUCCAAAAAUGGCCAAUAUUGUUAUGAGUGUGGCUUGGAAUGAUACAGUGGGAAUAGCUGUGGACACUCAUGUUCACAGAAUAUCCAAUAGGCUAGGCUGGGUUCCAAAGCCUACUAAAGACCCUGAACAGACUAGAAAGGCUUUAGAAAGUUGGCUUCCAAAGAAUGACUGGCGACCCAUAAAUUUGACUUUAGUUGGCUUUGGGCAGACAGUGUGCAAACCUAUUGGGCCCUCUUGUGAGAUAUGCUUGAACAAAGAUCUUUGCUCCUUUGGAAAGAAUGUUUUAAGCUCUAAAAGUAAAAAGAAAAAGAAAAACUGAGAUUUAUGGAAAGAUGUGAGUUUAGAUCUGGUUGGAUUUGGUCAGACCAUUUGCAAGCCUACAAAACCAAAAUGUGAUAAAUGCAUGAAUGUCAACCUUUGCCCAGAAGGGCAACGUUGCACAAAACGAUAAAUUAUCAAUACUCAUACCUUACUAAUAUCUUGUUUUGUAUUCAUAAUAUAUCUUUAAACCUCUUAUUUUCAACUGAAGAAAGUUUUCAAUGUUAUUAGCAAUGCUUAUAUUAUUUUCUAUUAUUGUAUUGUUUGUUUAAAUUUUUUGAUUAAUGGGAUUGUUUGUUUUAAUUUUUUGAAUAAAAGGAUUCUUAGAAACUCUCUUUUUUUUUUAAUUAUUUGAUUUAUCCACAAAAUAAAGAAUUUUUUUAAAAAUGUGUUUAAAUUUUCAGUUUCAUUCUAUAACUGCAUGGCUUUUAGAACUUCAAAAUUACCACUUUCUUCCUUAAGACAAUGAAAGUGUUUUAACCAGUUUUUAGAAAUAUUUUAUGUAAGAAAUUUUUUUUUCCAUCUUUAUUUGUUAUUUUUUAAUUUUUUUUUUACUUAAAAAUGUUUGCUAAAAAGCAUUAGGAUUGUGUUGAACUUUUAAUCAAAUAACUUUAACAUUUGAAGCAUAAUUUUAUUUGUAUUGUAUAUUUCUCUUUUGUAUUAUAAUUGAUUAUGUUUAUAAUGCAAAAGCAUGUUCAAUAUAUGAAGCUUGUAAAUAUUCAUAUAAAGAUAAGAAAUGUAACUAUUUUUAAUUCUUUCAGAAAUAAAGGUUUUAUUUUAAAAU